This is a messenger RNA of Musca domestica (house fly), 940 nucleotides long. Its product is annotated as enhancer of split m5 protein-like. Gene Ontology annotation, biological process: anterior/posterior pattern specification; regulation of neurogenesis; regulation of transcription by RNA polymerase II. Gene Ontology annotation, molecular function: DNA-binding transcription factor activity, RNA polymerase II-specific; RNA polymerase II cis-regulatory region sequence-specific DNA binding; protein dimerization activity. Gene Ontology annotation, cellular component: nucleus. The record is from RefSeq and is a predicted model, not a curated record. The coding region runs from base 284 to 802 and encodes 172 amino acids. The transcript has a single exon. NCBI's taxonomy places the organism in Eukaryota, Metazoa, Arthropoda, Insecta, Diptera, Muscidae.
CACAGUCUCAGCGCACUUCCCACACGUUCUGUUUCGUGCAUCUGCUCAACGUUCCCACGAUCUAAAACACAUGCUAACGGCUCAAAGAUUUUCCCAUCAACCAGCCAGCCAGACAUUUUUAGGGGUUGUUUUCAACCUUGCAUGAGUACGCCUGAGUGCAAUGAGAAUUUCAACCACCUUUGACUUCGGGCUAUAAAAGGUUGAUCCUCCCAGUGAGUAGACAUCAUUCUCAUUACAACUUUCAAGAGAAACACAUCUCUCACAUUAACAACACACACAAAAAAUGGCUCCUCAAAUGGAAUUUGUCUCCAAGACUCAACAUUACCUCAAGGUCAAGAAACCCCAACUGGAACGUGAACGACGUGCUCGUAUCAACAAAUGUCUGGAUAGCCUCAAAGAAUUGGUGGCCGAAUUCCAGGGCAAUGACUCAAUUUUACACAUGGAUAAAGCCGAAAUGUUGGAAACUGCAGUCAACUUCAUCAAGUCACAAGUACGCAAACCAAAAAUUCCUGUAGUUCCACAAGUGCCCAUGGAUUCUUUCCGCCAUGGUUAUAUGAAUGCUGUCAAUGAAGUAUCUCGUGUCAUGGCUGCCACACCCGGCAUGAAUGUCCAAUUGGGCAAAGCUGUUAUGAUCCAUUUGGGUUGUGAAUACAAUCGUUUGUCUGAGGCCACUAAACCAGUUGAAAAUACCGAAGUGUGCUCAGCUCCCAUGUCCCCAGCAUCAUCCGGUUAUCACAGUGAUGAGGAUAUUUCACCAGCCGCAUCACCAGCUCCUUCAACCCCAGUAUGGCGUCCUUGGUAGAUAUUUAAAAUUGAACUACCUUUGGAAUUUGAAAUCAAGAGCUUUAAUGGCAAUAUUGGACUACUACAAUGCUGUGAUAUCCACCCAUCCUACAACUGUGAUAAUCAAACAUUAGAUUUAAGAUAGAAUUAAAAAAUA